Molecule: messenger RNA, 993 nt
Organism: Penicillium malachiteum
Lineage: Eukaryota; Fungi; Ascomycota; Eurotiomycetes; Eurotiales; Aspergillaceae
Product: putative MFS monocarboxylate transporter
Exons: 2
Coding region: 1-993 (330 amino acids)
Biological process (GO): transmembrane transport
Cellular component (GO): fungal-type vacuole membrane
Molecular function (GO): transmembrane transporter activity
Source: RefSeq, a predicted model, not a curated record
AUGUCGAAGCUCCCAAACACCCCUUUCACCGGAGCAACUCCCGCAGAAAUUGAUUUGACCGGCACAUUAGCUAUUGCACUGAUGACAAUGGGCACACCCUUCAGCACAGCAUGGACAAAGCAAUACUCUCCUCGAGCGGUUGUAUUGUGCGGUGGAGUGAUGUCCUCUGUGGCACUGAUACUGGCAAGCUUCAGUCAGGCGCUUUGGCAAUUCAUCGUCACUCAGGGUCUCCUCCUGGGUCUGGCCAUGGGAGUCAUCCUAGCUGGAACAGGAGUAGGAGGUGUCGUCUGGCCACUUGCUUUUCGCGGCUUGAUUCAGCGCGUUGGAUUCCGGAAUACUCUCCGCAUUACUGCCUGUAUCUCCUUUGUGAUGAUUUGGAUAUCCGGGGUAUUCAUGAAGUGGCCUGCUAGCCAAAUAACGCGCAUCCAGACUGAAAAUGCUGCAAGCUCCCGAUCCUCGAGCUUCUUCCGGAUCCCAUUGGUGGACUGGUGUGUUGUACGCACAUGCAAGUUUGCAGCGCAUGCCUUAGGUGCCGCACUUCAGUCUGCGGCAUGCUAUACACCUGUGUUCUUCUUCGCAUCUUGCGCUCGUACCCUCGGAUACUCUACCACAGCAUCAGCCAACUUCAUCGCUAUUUCCAACGCUGCCAAUGCACUCGGGAAGAUUGUUAUCGGUUAUGCUGCUGAUCGGUUUGGGCGGCUCAACACACUCUUUCUGACGACAUUGCUCUCCGCAAUUUCCGUGCUGGCGCUGUGGCUUCCCUCGUCCAUGUCAGCAUCGCAGUCAACGGGAAGCACACUGUUCAUUCUGUUCGCUAUAUUCUAUGGAACAUUUGCUACUGCUUAUGUCUCAUUGUUCCCCACAAGCCUGGUGGAGCUUUUCGAAGUUCAAAACUUUGUCAGUGUUAACGGCGCACUUUACAUGAUUCGAGGUCUUGCGACGCUUCUAGGUACACAUAUUGCGGGUGUCCUGAUUCGAAGUAACCAGAACUAG